Messenger RNA from Exophiala viscosa, 2712 nucleotides. RefSeq names its product chromosome transmission fidelity protein 4. Bases 59 to 2575 code for a protein of 838 amino acids. The transcript is spliced from 3 exons. Gene Ontology annotation, molecular function: protein binding; chromatin binding. Gene Ontology annotation, cellular component: nuclear replication fork. Gene Ontology annotation, biological process: mitotic cell cycle; DNA repair; DNA-templated DNA replication. The record is from RefSeq and is a predicted model, not a curated record. NCBI's taxonomy places the organism in Eukaryota, Fungi, Ascomycota, Eurotiomycetes, Chaetothyriales, Herpotrichiellaceae.
AAGCAUUGGAACCUGGGAAGAAUCAUUCAGCGACCUAAAAGAAUAGCACACAGAUACAAUGCCUGAACGACCCCCGUUUCCGGGCCGCCCUGCUCAGCCUCCUGGUCCUACAUAUCUACAAUACUCUCCAGACGGCCAGAGAUUGGUCGUCGCCGGAGUAGGGAACUUCGCCCGCUCCUUCAGAACCGGUGACAACGGCGAACCGGAUCUGCUGCCAGAGACCCACGAGGAGACUCUUGCCGCAGCCUCAGGAAAUGAUUAUGUGAUUCUAGGAUGCGAAGAUGGGACGGUCUGCGAAUAUGCUGUACCAUCUGGAGAUCUCAAGCAGAUACUUGUGAGGACAACGUUACCGAUUCGAGAUAUUGCACUGUCUCCGGACCAGAACUGGAUUGCUGUCUGUAGCGAUGAACUCGAGAUCAAGAUUGUCAACCGACAUGACAUUGAACAGAUCACGAUCCUACGAGACCACCCGAAGCCAAUCAAGCAUAUUACAUACGAUCCCACGGGAAAUUAUCUCGCUGCCUCAUGUACGAAUGGCCUGAUCUACGUCUAUGCCAUGGCUGCUUCCGAGCCUACCCUUUUCAGAACCAUCGAUGGAGUCAUCAAACGCCUGGAGACCGCCGAGGCGGCUACCUCGAGAUGCGUGUGGCACCCGGAUGGAAGAGCCUUUGCAUGUGCGACACCCACAAGAGAAAUACAAGUCAUAUCAGUGGAGGAUGGAGCACAUCAACGGAUAUUCUCAGGAGCACACAAUGCGGACAUCACAUCUCUGGCUUGGUCACCCAAUGGUGCCCUGUUGGCAAGUGCAAGUGCAGAUGAUCAACUUAUUAUAUGGGAGACCAAAACGCAAGACAUAUUGAGACAAUUCAACUACGAAAAGAUUACCAAUAUCGCCUGGCAAAGUGGUGGAGAGAACAUCUUUAACUGGACAACGUCGCAGGGCGAGCUCUUUAUCAUUCCUAACUUCCUCAAGGACGAAGCACAUGUUAAAUUGCUGAAUGGUCCGCCAGUAAGAGCACCCUUCUUUCACGACCCUCUGGAGGACAAGGCUGCAGCUGUGAAUGGCCGGAAACCGCUCGUAAACGGUCAGGGAAAACGAGCUGGUACACCCGACAGCUUAGACCAGCUGCUUGGUCCUGAAGACGAGUAUGACUGGAUUGAGGACGAUGACGGUGCCGGGUACAUCAACGAGAAUGGCAAAAGACCAAACGGCCAUCUCGGUGCUGUGAAAGGCUUUCCCGCCAAACGCAACAAGCAGGAGCUGUGGCAGCCUCAGGUCCAUGAACCUUUUCAGCCCGGCGCCACCCCGUGGCGGGGGAAUCGAAAGUACCUCUGUCUGAAUCUGAUUGGAUUCGUAUGGACGGUCGACCAAGACACACACAACACCGUCACGGUCCAGUUUUACGACCGCGAGGAGUACCGAGAUUUCCACUUUACAGAUUCCUUCCUCUACGACAAAGCAUGUCUCAACAAAAAUGGCACACUCUUUUCAUGUCCCGCCAAAGAUGAUCAACCGGCAGUGAUCUUCUAUCGACCUCACGAGACUUGGACAACACGACCCGACUCCCGCAUCACUCUGCCGGAAGGCGAAGAAGCAAACUGCAUCGCCCUCAGCGACAGGUAUAUCGUCGCAGUCACCAACAAGAACUACGUGCGAGUAUGGACACUAUUCGGUACGGCAGUACGAUUAUGGCGAAUGAAGAGUUGUCCAGCCGUUACUUGUGCCGCUUGGGACGACUAUGUCAUGACAGUCGGAAAUGGUCCUGUGGGAGCCGACGGCUGCACGCAGUUGAUGUACAGCAUAGACGAUGUGAAACGGGACGAGAAUUGCCAGAACGAGGAUGUCCUCGCGUUGGGCACUUUGCGUCCUGAUUCGGAGGAGGAGGAAGUCAGUUUGAAGACGGUCUUCUGGAGCGACGCCGGUGACCCUUGCAUUUACGACAGUAACGGCGUACUGUUGACGCUGAUGCACUGGCGGACACCAGGCCAGGCGAAGUGGGUGCCGCUACUUGACACGAGGUUGCUCGACAGGUUGAAGGAUGGCAAGAAGGAGGAGACGUACUGGCCUGUCGCUGUUGCUGCGGAAAGGUUCCAUUGCAUCAUUCUGAAGGGCGGGGACAAGAGUCCGUACUUCCCACGUCCGCUGCUGACGGAGUUCGAUUUCCAUAUCCCCGUGGCGCGACCUGUGGAGAAGGGUGAUGAUGAGGACGAAGAGACAAAUGCAGCUGCUGCGGUCAGGUUGGAAGAGGCGUUCGUGCGGUCGUCGGUCUUGCUUGGACUUGUGGAUGAUUUGGUUCAGGGUCUCGGCGAUCGGGCUGGUCAUGCACAGAAGACGGAGGUCAUGAAGCGUGAGAUUGACGUCGACAAGAUCCUGCUGCAGUUGCUGGCGGUUGAAUGUCGCGAGGGUGACGAUCGGGGAAUGAAAGCUUUGGAGAUUGUGGGCUUGCUGAAAGACAGAAGCGGAAAGAUGCUGGAGGCUGCUGCUAAAGUUGCGGGUAGAUGGAAUCGGGCUGUGCUUGAGGACAAGAUCAGAGACUAUGCGGAGCGGAGGUUGAUGGGUCUGGAGGAAGAGUGAGUUCUCCGGAAGACCGUUCGACUUGAUGAUGGGUACGGAAAGAAUUGGGUGGCGUUUACAAUGAGCGGUCGGUGUUCGGGUACAACGGUCUGCAUGCACGGUGUCCAGGAAGUUCAUGACCGGAUUGAAGUCCUCAG